Molecule: messenger RNA, 214 nt
Organism: Adineta ricciae
Lineage: Eukaryota; Metazoa; Rotifera; Eurotatoria; Adinetida; Adinetidae
Source: the annotation of a GenBank genome assembly
AUGAAGCUCGAUAGUGAAAAUGGCGAAGGACUCCUGGAAGAUACGGAUAUCAGUGGUCGUCGUCAAUGGAUGACGCCUAAAACGAAAGAAAUGCUCCAGGCUAUUCUUAGUGAGAAGCGAAAGAUCCAAGUAAGACAUUUUAUUAAACUUUCUUGCGCUCAUGGUGAACAAGACUGCAUAUAGCCAGACUACAAAAUCUCAAGGACACACUGGC